AUGAUGGGUGUCAAUGGUCUCCAAGGGACCGGUAUGGCUACUGCCUUUGCCCGGCAACGGCUUGCUGCUUCCCCUCGCUCUACGCGAUCGAUCUCUACUUUCCGCACUCAACGUGUGCGCAUUGCCGGCCCUGGUGCCUCAUUGACUUCAGGAUUCUCUGCCACUGCAUCUCGAUGGGCUAUUCCCGCCAUUGCCGGCCCUGCUGCCGUUCGUUUCAACUCUACGUCUCCUACUUCCGUCUCCCCUCCCGAGACUGCCCCGGGCGAACUACCGAAUAUCGAGGACCUGAGCUCGAUUGAUAUCUCCAAGAUUCCUGAGCAUAUUGGAUACUUGAAGGAACUUGGUCUCGACUUUGGCUGGGGUCCUUCCGCUUUCAUGCAAUGGACCCUUGAGCACAUUCACCUGGGCCUUGGACUUCCCUGGUGGGCCAGUGUUGUUAGCUUAGGCCUUCUGGUUCGACUGGCUCUGCUUAAACCAUCUCUUGAUGCUUCUAAUGUCGCUGCUCAAAACCAUAAUAUCAAGCCCUUAAUGGCGCCCCUCAGGGAAAAACUCAUGCUGGCUGCAAAGUCUAACAACCAAGUCGAAAUCGCGCGGGCGAGGGCUGAGAUCAAGAACCUUAACGCUGCCCACAACAUUAAAGUGUGGAAGAGUUUUGUGCCAAUGCUACAAAUUCCGCUUGGUUUUGGAAUGUUCCGCACCAUCCGUGGCAUGACUACUCUCCCUGUGCCAGCGUUGUUGGACGAGAAGGCAUUAUGGCUGACUGAUUUGACUGCGGCUGAUCCGUACUUCAUCCUCCCUGCCAUCAGUGGCUUCUGUUUAUACCACACCUUUAAGAAAGGAGGUGAGGCCGGUAUGACGGAGCUUUUCAACACAUCUGCAGGCAAGAGCGUGUUGUACGCACUUCCCGCGAUGUCUUUCCUCUUCAUGAUUUGGAUGCCCAGCGCUCUCCAGCUGUACUUUACAGCCACCGGUGCCUGGGCCCUCGCUCAAGCGCACGUUGUGAACAACAAAAGCUUCCGCCAGUUCAUGAAAAUGGAAAUCCCUCAGCAAACCUCUGCGGCCUCUGCGGCCUCUGCCCUUGAUGACAGCUUGUCGAGACUGCAGCGAAGUCUUCAAGAAGAGCGUCAGCGCCGGCUUCAGCAAGCCAAAGAGCAACUAGCAACCACUGUUGCUCCGGAACACCAAAGCUUCAUCGAUCGCUGGCUUAAGGCUGGUAAGGAUCAUGCCAAGGAGGUUGGCUCUGAUAUUACCGAUAAAAUGAAGCAAUUCACCGGCGCUUCUACUCCCAACACCACUAACGCUGACGGCACUCCUGCGGCUCCUCCUCGUCUUACCGAGGCCCAGCGCAAGGCAGCACUCAAGGAGGAGGAAGCACAGAGUGCGUGGGAGAAGGAAGAACGCGAUCGUCGCAACGAAGAGCGUCGCAGGGCUCACAUGCAAACCAUGCAGAACGAGAUGGAACGGGCGAAGGGCUCAUUUGCGAAGCAGAAGAAGGGUUCGCGACGAAGCUAA
Penicillium malachiteum is the source of this 1512-nucleotide messenger RNA. RefSeq names its product membrane insertase OXA1. Lineage: Eukaryota; Fungi; Ascomycota; Eurotiomycetes; Eurotiales; Aspergillaceae. Gene Ontology annotation, molecular function: membrane insertase activity. The transcript is spliced from 3 exons. The record is from RefSeq and is a predicted model, not a curated record. The coding region runs from base 1 to 1512 and encodes 503 amino acids. Gene Ontology annotation, biological process: mitochondrial respiratory chain complex IV assembly; protein insertion into mitochondrial inner membrane from matrix. Gene Ontology annotation, cellular component: mitochondrial inner membrane.